CGUUAACUUGGUCAUUGUUACUGAAAACUGAAAGUAUCGGCAACAAUGUUUAUAUUUCUGGCAUAUUUUUUAACCUUUAGUUUAAUAAAACAUAACCUAACGAAAAAAGCUCAGGGAAUUUUUAUUCUUCUGCAUUGAAUACCAACAAACUCACUAGAUUUUCAUGGCCAACCCUACUAUAUAAAGAUCGUGGACGGAUAAUAACAGAGGAUUUCUUCCAACAUAUUAAGCCGUAAGGUGACCACGCUUUUCGAUUUUGGACUUUUAUCUAAAACUUUUUUAAUAAUUGGUGCGGACAUUCCAAAAAUCCCACAAUAAAUAGAUAUUUUAUAUAUUUUACAAUAUGAAUCUGACACUAUAAAUUCGGGUCGGUAACCCAGGAGCGGCAUUUCAAGGUUAAACUUGAAAAAAUUGGUAUUAUUUCCACGAUUGACGUCACGUACCUCAAAGACAGAACACUGCAUAAAUUAACAAGUUGUUGGUUGAUCUUGAAAUACUUACCUUAAUUGACAGAAACACCAUUCUCCAAUUAAAACUCAUGCAUAAUAAACAACAGACUGACGCACAUGUAAUAAUUACGGUUUUUAGCGAAAAUGACUUUACCGUUUCAGUUCAACGUAAAAACUAUCAUUGAAGAUGGACGGAUCACAGAAAGUGACAUUAGUGCUAUUAAAAUUUGGUUGCAAACAACGUCUUUGCCUCCACUUCAGGAACACUUCAUCGUUUUAUUUCUUCUAGCGUGCUCGAAUGAUCUUGUUUCUGUUAAGAUUACAAUCGAAGCUUACUUCAAAAUCAAAAAUGAAGCACCGCAAAUUUUCAACAAUUGUGACUUGGAGAACACGGACAUGAAAAAAAUCUUACGUGUAGUGGGGUUUUGUAUUCUUCCUAGAAGAAUGGAUAAUAACACUGUGGUUAUUGUGGGAAAGCUGAAUGAUACAAAUUAUCGCAACUGUGAUGUUAUAUCUGUGGCCAAGCUGGGUAACAUGUUGCUACAUCUUAGUCAGAUUUAUGAUCCUCCAAAUGAAGUUACUCUGGUUAUAGACAUGAAAGGGAUGGGUUUAAUGCAUCUCACGUGCAUUAAAAUGAGAGCAAUGUUGUCAGAACUUGCGUACGUCCAGGAAGGAGUGCCUCUAAAAGUACGAGAAAUUCACAUACUGAAUGCUAACUAUAUAUUUUACCGAAUUUUGGACUUAUUUAAAAUGUUUAUCAAAAACGAAUUGUUGACAAAGAUUAGAGCACACUCUGCUAAAAACGAUUUUCAAGAAUUCCAUAAAUAUGUGCCAGUGUCUGUUUUGCCGGAAGAAUAUGGGGGAGAAUUAGCUUGUUUUGAUGAAAUUAUGAAAGAAACGCUUGAAGAGCUGGUUCAAAACCAGCCAUUUUUUAAAGCUGAAGAAGAACUGAGAAAAUUUAAGUAGUUGUGCGGUCGAUGCAAUCCUUAUUUAGUUGUUUAAGUUUCACUUAUAUUUAGUGCAGGUAUCUUAUAAUAUGUUGUAUUUUUCAGAAAAAAAAACAAUAAUAUUCAA
This is a messenger RNA of Zophobas morio, 1523 nucleotides long. RefSeq names its product alpha-tocopherol transfer protein-like. NCBI's taxonomy places the organism in Eukaryota, Metazoa, Arthropoda, Insecta, Coleoptera, Tenebrionidae. Gene Ontology annotation, molecular function: phosphatidylinositol bisphosphate binding. Bases 594 to 1415 code for a protein of 273 amino acids. Gene Ontology annotation, cellular component: membrane. The transcript is spliced from 4 exons. The record is from RefSeq and is a predicted model, not a curated record.